Funneliformis geosporum is the source of this 239-nucleotide messenger RNA. The record is from the annotation of a GenBank genome assembly. NCBI's taxonomy places the organism in Eukaryota, Fungi, Glomeromycota, Glomeromycetes, Glomerales, Glomeraceae.
UAUGAAAAAGCUUCAGAUAUUUACAGUUAUGGUGUAUUAAUGUGGGAAAUCUCUAGCGGGGUUCCUCCAUUUAAGGAAUUGAUUAGUAAAGGUGAUCAAGCAUUACUUCGUCUUUUUAUUAUUGAUGGAUAUCGUGAAAAUGUUAUAGAAGAGACCCCUGAAGAUUAUAAGAUGCUAUAUGAAAAAUGUUGGAAUUCUUUACCUGAUAAUCGGCCUAGUAUUAAAAAAGUUUUAGAAGA